This is a messenger RNA of Archocentrus centrarchus (flier cichlid), 8564 nucleotides long. RefSeq names its product ras-related protein rab7-like. The transcript has 7 exons. Gene Ontology annotation, biological process: endosome to lysosome transport; phagosome-lysosome fusion. Gene Ontology annotation, cellular component: lysosome; phagocytic vesicle; late endosome. The coding region runs from base 5813 to 6469 and encodes 218 amino acids. Gene Ontology annotation, molecular function: GTP binding; GTPase activity. The record is from RefSeq and is a predicted model, not a curated record. NCBI's taxonomy places the organism in Eukaryota, Metazoa, Chordata, Actinopteri, Cichliformes, Cichlidae.
CUUGGUUUCGCCUGACAUGUCUGCAAGAGACCAGUCAUAAGAAGUUUCCCAGAAGAUAAAGGGUGUUUCUUGUAUAAGAAGAAGCUGUAUAAAUCGUUUUUAUUCCUCUGGAGUUAAUGCGGCCAGUGAGUUCUGACGGUGUUUUUGGGGCACUGUUAAGGCAUGUAAAGACAUGUGAGCCACAAUAAAUGUCUGUUGAAACCUAAAGAACGAAGUUGAGCCUUGAUUGAACUCGAGAGGAGUAACAGUCAGAACGCGGCCUGCUUCGUGCUGGAGAAGUCCGGAGAGGGAGCGGUGCCUGCAGUAGCCGAGGAGGCGGCGUCAACGAGCAGCUCGUUAAGCGGUAACGUCGCUCUCUAACAUCAAAUGGAAGGCCGACUACAUGCGCAGACUACACGAAUCGGAGGCAGCCAGUGUCCAGGAAUUCAGCGUGGUCAAUCUGCCACCAAGUAACACGUUUAAAAAUAAGUUAAAUGUGAAGAGGUGGAUUAAUCUUGCUAACUUUAAAGGGACGCCAUAAGUGGUGAAGGGGUAACCUGCUGUGGUUAAUAAUAAAAAUAAAUAAAUAAAUAAAAACACAAGUUUAAGGGUUAAGAAAUUGUUUUGAUACGAGGUGAUUGUUACCAAGCUAAUUUUAGGUAAAUUACAAGUGUUUUGACAAAUUUAAGAGUAAGCCAAGGUACUUAAAGGGCGAGUUGUAUAACUUAGUUGGACAUUGAAAUAAUUUUCUGUUUCGUAACAAGUGAAAGAAGAUUUCUUAUUCUGAUGUAAUGUGUCUGUAAUACCUCAUUUGAGUUGCUGUUUGAAGAGAAUAUUUGUUUAUGAACACAUUUAAAGGGGUAGUAUUUAAGUUGAGUUAAAGCGACAGACUUCCAAUAUAAGGACACUGAAGUUAAAUUUAAUUAAUUAGGCCCAAAGUACGUACACAAAUGAACAGUGACAUGACAAUGCAAAAGGAUUGUGAUGUUGAAGCUGUGGAGUUGCAGCAAGAAGGAAGUCACGAAGAAGAGGCCUCAGGUACAAGCCCAUUACAUCCAAGCACAAAUGAAGCUGUCUCAGUAGAGGGCUUGAGGAAAAGUGAAGAAAGGGUAAAUAAGCUUCAAGCUCACUUCAAAUUCAGCUAUGACAAAUGGAAAUGGACAAAUGUGUUUUGGAUGUCUUAGCUUUGGACACCUAUCUAAGAAAUGUGAAAGGAGAAAUAUUUGUAACACCUGCAAGGGAAAACACCCAAGGUGUCUACAUGAAGAACGAGACAAGGAGUCCAGAAGAAAUAAAGACAGCAAUAAAGAACAAAAGGAAAUGAAUGAAAGAGGCCCUGGAAAUCAAGGAAACACCAAGUGAGGCAAUCUCAAACCGUGUCAUCCAAGGUAAUAAGAGCAAUCUCACAUCUACAAUAAUUCCAGUUUGGUUAUCCACAAUAAGCAACCCAGAGCAGGAGAUGCUAGUAUACGCCCUUCUAGAUAGUCAGAGCGACACUACAUUUGUUCUGCAAGAAAAGGCAGAUGUUCUGGACACGGAAAAGAGAGAUGUACAGUUAAGGCUCUCCACAUUGUCAUCUAAAGAUGCAGUUGUCCCAAGUCAAAGGCUCUCAGGGCUACAAGUCAGAGGUUUCUACUCAUCAAAGAGAAUCUCCCUUCCCAGUACAUACACAAGAGAGUUCAUCCCUGCCAAUUUAAGCCAUAUUCCCACACCUAAUACAGCGAGAGUAUGGCCUCACUUGGAACACCUCGCUGAAGAGAUCGCCCCUCUGAUUGAAUGCGAUGUUAGUCUGCUAAUAGGUUAUAACUGUUCACAAGCUUUUGUACCUAGAGAAGUUGUGUCUGGAAAGAACAGUGGGCCCUUUGCCCAAAGGACAGAUCUCGGCUGGACAAUAGUCGGAGGUGUCAAUCCUUGUGUCAACUAUGGAGCAUCAUUGGAUGCAGUCACAGGAUCGUUGUCAAAGAAAUGACACCCAGCCCACCAUCUGAUCAGUUGUCAAAGGAAGUGCACUACAUCUCUCGCACCCAGGUCAAGGAAGUUGUCACACCUUCAGAUGUACUCAAAAUGCUCGAGGCUGAUUUCAAUGAAAGGCAAGUGGAAGAUUCUCAUCUCUCGAGAGAGGCUUUACGCUUCAUUUCGAUAAUGGAGGAAGAAGUGAAAAUUUGAGAAGAUGGACAUUGUGAGUUACCUUUACCUUUUAAAGAGGAUAGACCGCAUCUACCAAACAACAAGAACUGUGCAGAACACUGACUUAAGUGCCUGAAGAAAAGAUUUGAAAAGGAUAAACAAUAUCACAGGGACUACCUCAAGUUUAUGAACGAAAUAAUAGAGUGUGGAGAUGCAGAAAAGGUACCUCCUGAAGAACUGGACAAACAUCUGACCUGGUACAUACUUCACCAUGGGGUGUACCAUCCCCACAAGCCCGGAACAUUAAGAGUGGUGUUUGAUUGCUCAGCAAAGUAUGAAGGAGUCUUAUUGAACGAUCACCUGUUGACAGGGCCAGAGUUAAGUAACACACUGGUAGGAGUCCUGUGCAGAUUCCGAAAGGGACAAGUGGCAGUGAUGUGCGACAUCAAACGCAUGUUUCAUCAGUUCAGCGUCAGAGCAGAAGAUCAAGACUAUUUCCGCUCCAUUGUCCCACCACAGGAAGGACAAUGGAGAUUUUCAUUCUACUCCAUCUGUCUACCGCAUGCGUGUCCACCUGUUUGGAGCUGCUUCAUCGCCUGCCUGCGCAAACUUUGGCCUUAAGUACAUCGCAGCACAAGGUCAGGGACAGUUUAGUGAAGCGACAGUAAGAUUAAUUGAAAGAAAUUUUUACGUCGAUGACGGCCUGAUCAGUUUCCAUUCAGAAAAGGAGGCAAUUUGUCUGGUGAACGAAGCAAAGCAACUCUGCAACACUGGAAAACUGCGACUGCAUAAGUUCGUUUCAAACAGUCAACAAGUACUCAAAUCCCUUCCCAAGGAAGGCUGUGCAGAGACAGCGAAAACCAAAGACCUUGCACUCCGUGAGCAGCAGACUGAAAGAGCUCUAGGUGUCAAAUGGUGUGUCGCUUCAGACCAUUUUCAGUUUCGAGUGGUCGUAAAUGAGCGUCCACUUUCCAGAAGAGGAGUGUUGUCGAUUGUGGCCUCCAUCUACGACCCACUCGAUCUUUUGGCGCCCUUCGUUUUACUUGGCAAACAAAUACUGCAGCAAAUGUGUCGUGACAAAACGGACUGGGAUGCACCAUUCUCAAGUGAACUUAAGCCACGGUGGGAGUCCUGGCUGUCAGAUCUCAAGAAACUUGCAGAUGUCAAGAUCAACCGUUGUUACCUUCCUAAGGAUUUCAGAGCAGUUCAGAAAUAUGAACUCCACUAUUUUUCAGAUGCAAGUGUUCCAGGAUAUGGAGUUUGUACCUACCUAAGAGCCAUCAGUGUAUCCGGGCAAAUCCAUUACUCACUUGUAUUUGCCAAGUCCAGGGUAGCACCCACAAGGGUGACUACAGUACCAAGAUUGGAGCUGUCUGCAGCAGUUGUCGCAGUACGUAUAAGUGACAUGCUCAAGGCAGAAUUGGAGCUUGAAAACAUUGAAGAAUGCUUUUGGACAGAUUCGCAAGUCGUCUUGGGAUACAUCAGCAAUGAAGCCAGGCGAUUUCACGUUUUCGUAGCAAAUCAAGUCCAGCGUAUCAAAGAGAGUACUAAACCAAUGCAGUGGAAGUAUGUCGCGUCAGAAGAAAAUCCCGCUGACCAUGCGUCUCGUGGAUUAAAGGCUAAGGACCUUGUUACUUCCAACUGGUUUUGUGGACCAAGUUUUCUUUGGCAAGAGGAGCUUCUCAGUGGAGAGAUUAAGGUGGGAGAACUUCAAUCAGAGGACCCAGAAGUACGCAAAGUAGUCGUACACCGAACAACGGCAAGAUUGGAGUCCCUGGCUGAAAGUUUUGUGAAAUUCUCCAGCUGGUCAAGACUGGUCAAAGCUAUUGCAAGAUUUAUCAGAUUUGGAAGAGAGUUUAAGAAGAUGCAAGGAAGAACCAGUGAAACUACUAGUCUUUAAGAAAGACAAGAAGCUGAGCUUAGGAUCAUAACUAUUGUACAAAGAUCAGUCUUCUUCAAGGAGAUCAAGGAGCUUCAGUCCUGAUAAGAGAUAACUGAAGACAAGACAAGUAGGCUCUACCGACUUAAUCCCUUCCUGGACCACAAGGGUGUCCUCCAAGUGGGAGGUAGAUUGGAGCAAGCUACGCUACAUCCAUACGUCAAGCACCCAGCUAUCUUGCCAAAGACCAGCCACAACACAAGGCUACUGAUCGAUCACUAUCAUCAGCGAGUGAAACAUCAAGGUCAGGGCAUGACAAUAAAUGAGCUAAGAGCAAAUGACAUUUGGACACUUUGAUGCAGUCGAGCAGUAUCAUCCUAUAUCUACAACUGUGUCAAAUGCAGGAAAUUCAGACAUGGAACAGAAGAGCAGAAGAUGGCGAACCUGCCUAGUGAGAGGAUGGAAACAACUCCCCCCUUCACAUAUUGUGGGAUGGAUUGCUUUGGUCCAUAUUAUGUCAAGGAAGGAAGGAAAGAGCUCAAACGCUAUGGACUGCUGUUCACAUGCCUGUGCUCUCAUGCAGUACAUAUUGAGUUACUCGAUGAUCUGUCAACUCACUCCGUGCUUUCAUUGCCCUAUGUGGAAAUGUCUGUCAGUUGCGGUCGGACCAGGGUACUAACUUUGUUGGGGCAGGGCGAGAGUUCCUGGAAGCGGUUAAAGAAAUAGACCAGGAAAGUCUGAAGCAACUUGGCUGCGAAUUCAUUAUGAACCCUCCCUCCGCCAGUCAUAUGGGUGGAGCCUGGGAGAGGCAAAUUCGUACAAUCAGAAGUGUGUUGUCUUCUAUUCUGAAUCAGUCAUCCCGCAUAUUGGACUGUUCAUCAUUAUGGACCUAUCUUUAUGAAGUGAUGGCUAUAGUGACCAGUCGACCCAUCACCACACACCUACUCAACAAUCCUACUGGACCUCAACCACUUACGCCCAACCUUCUCUUGACGAUGAAGUCAUCCAUAAUACUACCACCUCCUGGAGACUUCGCAAGGGAGGAUCUGUAUCUUCGCAAGAGAUGGCGUAGAGUUCAAUACCUGGCCAAUGAGUUCUGGCACAGAUGGAAAAAGGAAUAUUUGUUGGGUCUGCAGCAUAGGAAGAAAUGGCAGAAAACAAGGAGAAAUGCCAAGGUCAACGACGUAGUGAUCAUACAAGAUGACAGGGCACCCAGAAACAAUUGGAAACUCGCUAAGGUCACAGCAGUGUAUCCAAGUGAAGACGGAUGUGUACGCAAAGUGCAGCUGUUGAUCAGUGACUCUGCAUUAGAUUGCCAUAGAAAGAGACUCAGUAAACAGGUGCACUUGGACAGACCUAUUCAUAAGACAGUUACAUUGUUAGAGGCAGAAUAGAACCACUCACACUUGUAAUAAAAAUCACAAAUGAUUUGGUGGGAGUGUGGCUGCCGUCAGAGGCAAAGGUCAUAUAUUUUGGUUUAUUAUUUUUAAUCUUUGGUUAAAAAGGGCAAUAAAUAUGUUGGGUUAUUUUUAUCUAAAAAGUUCAAUAAAAAUAAGUAACAAUGUUAAGUAAAGUAAUGUGGUUAAAGUUCAUUUAUCGGGUUAAAAAGGAGGAAAGAACAUUAAAAUGUAAAGGGAAUUCAUUUUUUGUUCCGCAUGCCACAUUGUUGUUCCUGGGACAAGAUUGAGUGGUGCACUUAGAGAGCCACACGGAACGUUUCGCCUGACAUGUCUGCAAGAGACCAGUCAUAAGAAGUUUCCCAGAAGAUAAAGGGUGUUUCUUGUAUAAGAAGAAGCUGUAUAAAUCGUUUUUAUUCCUCUGGAGUUAAUGCGGCCAGUGAGCUGUGGAAAAAUGACAUCUAAGAAGAAAGUGCUCCUGAAAGUCAUCAUCCUGGGAGAUUCAGGUGUUGGGAAGACCUCCUUAAUGAACCAGUAUGUGAUCAAGAGGUUUAGUAACCAGUACAAAGCUACAAUAGGAGCAGACUUCCUGACAAAGGAGGUGACGGUGGAUGACCGACUCAUUACAAUGCAGAUCUGGGACACAGCUGGCCAGGAGAGGUUCCAGUCUCUGGGUGUUGCGUUCUACCGUGGCGCAGACUGCUGUGUGCUGGUGUUUGACGUGACUGCGCCCAAUACCUUCAAAGCACUCGACAGCUGGAGGGAUGAGUUUCUGAUCCAGGCCAGCCCUCGAGAUCCUGAGAACUUCCCAUUUGUGGUGCUAGGCAACAAGAUUGACUUGGAGAACAGACAGGUGACCACCAAAAGGGCUCAGGCCUGGUGUCAGAGUAAGAACAACAUCCCCUACUUUGAAACCAGUGCAAAAGACUCCACAAAUGUAGAACAGGCAUUCAAGACAGUUGCACGUAAUGCACUCAAACAGGCCUCACAGGAGACAGUGGUGGAGUGGUAUAAUGACUUCCCAGGGUCCACUAUGCUCGGAGGGAACAACGAACCUAAACCUUCAACAGAAGGCUGCAGCUGCUAAAGAAAAACGUGGACCAUCUUCUCUCUUGACUUUUCGAAAACACCCGAUCACUGGUUACAUCACCUCCACCUUGCUACCACCAUCACCUCCACAUGACCCUUCACUUCACACAAUGAAGGGUCAUGUUGCUGCACAUAGAUGUUACCCCCCCCCCCUCAAAUACCUAAUACACAAAUUAAUACACUACUGUUUUCCCUUUAAAAUACGUUUACAAGUCCAGUCCCCAAAGAUCACAUGAGAGAAAAAUGAGCCCCACCUUCUGACCUCACAGUCCCUGAAUUGAGCGUCAGUGAGUGUGAGUGAUGGAGCCAUGUACAGAGUACAAUUGUUGGGCCAUACCAUUAAAAUAUGUAAAGAAAAUCAAAGAAAGAAGCUAACAAGAGGAGCCUACAAUAGAGCUCAUCUUGGCACAGCGAAGGUGUUUGGCACAACAGGGCAUGCAGACAAUAAUUUUGCUUGCUUAAGCUGCCAGACAAGACAGGUUAAAGGAAAGAAAGAAAGAAAAGAGUACAACUGGGAACUCUGGAUGUACUAGCUGUUGUUUUCUAGUGUGAGGUGAUAUUGGCUAAUAUCAGCUUCCCAAGUUUCAGCGAGGUACCAGGUUAGAUCCCCUUUUACCAGCGCACAGUCUUAUUUCUGAGAUAAUUCCUUUAAAAUGCUUAAAAAGGCACCAACAGCACAAAGACUGUGGAGAGGUGCAGUUCAGCAGCUCGGAUUAGCAGAAAGGAAGUUUAUUAGAGCAACAGGUUACAGCAGCCAGUCUCAGCACACCUGUCAUUCAAGGCAGAAAGGCCACUAACUUUGUCCAGGAUGAGUUACAAACAAACACCCUUUUUGUACAGUUGUUAUGAAGAGAGAAACUAUCAUUAGAGACUAAAACAUAUUUUAGAGCAGGGCACAAAUCAAUCUUUUUUUGUGGCUGCUUCUAAGUUCAUGUUUGUGCCCCUGACAGAUUUGUGCCUAAGGUAAUGGAAACUCUAGCUCCCCCUGCUAAAUCCUCUAUCAAGAACCUUGGGGCAGCUUUUAACUCAGCUUUCACUUUGGAUGCUCAUGUUAAAUCUCUGGUUUGCCCUUGUUUGUUUUUCACUUAAGAAAUAUUGCCAAGUUGAGUUCCGUUGUGUCAUGCUAUGAAAUGGAGAUUGUUAUAAUGCCUUUAUUUCUUCACAGUCAGAUUACUGUAAUUCAUUGUUUGUUUGUCUUAACAAAACUUCCGUAGACUGUUUGCAGGUUGCUCAGAAUGCCACUGUGCAGCUUCUGACUAACUUUUCUAAGUAAUCACAUGUCAAACCGUUGCUAAUUCAACUGCACUGACUCCCCAUUAACUUCCAAGUGCACUUGAUGAUUUUUUUCAUGGACAAGCACCAGUGUACAUCAGUGAACUUUUGAAUCCAUAUAUCUCCAGCAGGUCUCUGAGGUCAUGUGAUCAGGGCCUGCUGGCUGUGCUGCAUGCAGAGCUGAGACCUAAAGGAGACAGAGUAUUUGUGACAGUGUCUCACAGACUCUGGAACCCUCUCCCUCAGAUGGUGGACUCGGUGGAUGAGUUUUUAAAAACGUAUCUUUUUAAACGUGUUUUUGGGAAACGUUUUGUCUUUAUGUUUUAGCAUUUUGUUGUUAAGCACUUUAUCUUGAAAUGUGGUAUGUAAACAAAAUCUGACUCUACUUUAAACAUGCUUUUUAAUGCUAUUUAGCAUGGGGCAAAUAAAGAGUGUCUAGUUUGACUUGCGUUUGGAGGCACCCUCAAGUGGACAUUAGGGGAACUGCAGUAUUUUGCACUUCUUUUUUUACAGCUUCAUUAGCUCAUGUGGCUGAAGGAACAAUGUGUUCAUGCGCUGGUGAGGUGCCCGUGAUUCAUCCCUCCACAAGAACUGCUGCUCCUCCUCCUCCAUAAAUUCUGACAGUAUGGGUCAAAAUGUAGUGAAACUUGCACACAAUGAUCACCUAAUGGGUCUCCAGCUAAACGGUGCUUGAGGUCAGAGUUACAUUUGUAGCACUUUUCCAUUUUCAGAAGAUUCACUACUUUGCAUGUGAUCCUGUCCAAUCUAUACAUAAAUGCUCUUUUCAGGUUUACAUGACCUAAAAAUGCCUUAGGCAUACU